Triticum turgidum subsp. durum (durum wheat) is the source of this 1140-nucleotide messenger RNA. The record is from the annotation of a GenBank genome assembly. Lineage: Eukaryota; Viridiplantae; Streptophyta; Magnoliopsida; Poales; Poaceae.
AUGUCGUUCGCCGGCGUAUCCGUCAUUGCUGGCAGUGGCGGCAGGCUGCCGCGGCUGUCGGCGGAAUCGGACAUGAUCUACUCCGGCUCCAGCGCAGCCAGCAGAGGCAGCUGCUACUAUCACCUGCUUGUGGUGGAAGGUUACUCCCGCAUCAAAGACCUGCCCAAUGGAGGGACAAUCAUGGGUCGCACAUUCAAAGCUGGAGGCUAUCAAUGGGUUCUGAGGUUCCAUCCCAAUGGUUAUGCCCCGGAGGAUGUCGGUUCCAUCUCGGUUUAUCUUGUGCUUGACCAGGAUGUUGCACGGCCCGUGAAGGUGCAUCUCCAGUUUAGUUUGGUUGAUGAGGUUAGCAAGCAAGAUCAAGCAUUCAUCCGUGCAAUCAAAGCGUGCGACUUCUCUGGCAGUGGCUCUACUUGGGGCCGCAGUUGUUUCAUAAAAGGAGAGGACCUUGAGAAGUCAGAUCAUCUCAAGGAUGAUUGUUUCACCAUCCGGUGUGAUUUCAUCAUCGCCGAAGCUGCUGCUGCUGCUCCCUUGGUAAAGGUGCCGUCAUCUAACAUAAGCGAGCAUCUGAGCCAUCUCUUAGUGACGGAGGUGGGCGCCGAUGUGACGUUCGAGGUCGGCCAUGAGAUGUUCGCCGCCCACCGGUGUGUGCUCGCGUCCCGUUCCGCCGUAUUCAUGGCACAGCUCUUUGGCCCCAUGAAGGAGGGGACCACGGCGGCCGCCAUACAAAUACAAGACAUGGAACCGGACAUCUUCAAGGCACUGCUUGGUUUCAUCUACACUGACUUGAUGCCAGAGAUGGAGGCGGAAAGAGAAGCAGAAGUAGAAGAAGGUGGAGCUGAUGAGGUUACGUGGCUGCGCCACUUGCUUGCCGCGGCGGAUAGGUUUGAUCUCCAGAGGCUCAAGUCGAUGUGUGAAGAGAGGUUGUUGGAGCACAUAGAUUUGAGCUCGGUGUCGGCCAUCCUUGCUGUGGCAGCGCAGCUCCAAUGCUGUGGACUUAAGGAGGCGUGCCUGGAGUUCCUCAAGGUUCAGUCAGCUGCAGACUUGGGACAAGUAAUGGCGACCAGUGACUGGGAGCACAUAGGUGCAACCGAUCACUCCGUUCUGAACCAGCUCAUUGCCAAGCUUGCUUCCAAAGUUUAG